Messenger RNA from Colletotrichum destructivum, 1515 nucleotides. RefSeq lists its product as uncharacterized. NCBI's taxonomy places the organism in Eukaryota, Fungi, Ascomycota, Sordariomycetes, Glomerellales, Glomerellaceae. The record is from RefSeq and is a predicted model, not a curated record. The transcript has a single exon. Bases 271 to 1515 code for a protein of 414 amino acids.
CCUACGCCCUCUAACGCACGAGUAUCUGUACCUGGAGAGUGCAUCCCUUUCCCAUCCAACUUGAAGUUCAACCUCCAAACGGGCCUCCCUGCCUAUCUUUCGGACAAGUUGAGUCACGUUCUGCCUGAAAAUAAUCUUUCUCCGAACCUCCUCCUAGUGUCUCCUUCAGUUCUCUCACCACUAUGAAAGCUGCUUUCGCCCUCGCUGUGGCAUCCAAACAUCCGUCUUACUUUUCUUUUCCCCAUCAGUAUCACUCACGUUCUCACCAAAAUGACCACCCGAACCUUCUCGCAAUCGUCCUUGGCGCGAAUCGCGUACAAUCCUCCUGCUAAGCGGGGACCUGGUUUCCGGACCGUCUCGGUUGCUUCCUACUCCAGUUCAUCAACUUCUUCCGACGAAACUGUCGAGGUUCCCGAUGACUUCAAUAGUAAGGAGCUUCUCCUUUUUGCCGGCUUUGACGACCAUGUUGCCGAGAUGAUCUGGCAGUCCUGGAAUAACCGCACCAGCGAAGAACGACCCGACUAUGUUGUCCAGGCUGCUCGUCAUUACAUCAGAGCCAUGGCAGAGAAGCAGGAUGCUAUCGACGGUGAUGAUGAUUGGCAUACGGCACUCCGCGGCAUGGGAAUCUCCAACGACAUGCGACAAAGAAUCAUGAACCCCGAGUUCACUGACAUCCGUCUGACCGGAAGCGCAUCGUACUGGGCACUCGACAUCCUUCAGGAAGCUUUCGAUUUCCUUUCAUCUCUCAGCGAUCGUAUCGACAAGAAGCAUGGGUCAGACAACAUUAAUCGCUCCAACACCCCUGAUGAAAGCAAUCAGCCGCGGCCGGCGAUUCGUGGCGGACGUCGGGCGCGUACAGGCACAUCUUCAGCCAGCAACGAUACUCCCACUCCUCCCAUCGACAUUUCAUUGCCCCCCAAGCACAUCGACGGACGUACCAUGCUUUUCAAAGGCGGAUCUGAGUCACGUCUCUCUGAAGCUAUUGAUGAGAACCAUGGUCUCUUGAUUGGUAAACUUUACUCUACGGCCCCGACGGACUUCCAUCCUUCCAGCAACGAGCUCAUCUACCUCACCAAACACCAUGAUGUCGCUCUUCUCUACGCAAGGUACAAGGCCGAAUGCCUUCCACCUGUCCAGGCAGCCGUUCUCCACAUUGCGAUUCCCAACCAGCUCAUUGGCGACGGCAGAGAGAUCCAUGGUGAUCAUUGGCGAGACCUUAUCUGGAACUCCCGCAAUAAGAAACUUCAUGCACGCGGCAUCAGACUACCCGGCCAUCUCAAUCAAUACCUUGGUGUCGACGUUUUGGUUAGCAACCUUUGCUCGGACUCCACGGAAAAGAUCACAAGGAGAAUGGAGAACAAAUCGGAGCUCACUGUCUCCAAGCUUCCAAACGGCGGGAAGGCGUCGCAGCACGUCAUCCAAACUCUUUCUCGACAAACGGAGAUCGCGAACCAAACGGUCGGAUACGUGUGGAUUUCUCUCUACACUCCGGUUAACGCUUCUGGAAGCAAGUAA